This is a messenger RNA of Myripristis murdjan (pinecone soldierfish), 2256 nucleotides long. RefSeq names its product sorting and assembly machinery component 50 homolog, like (gene samm50l). The transcript has 15 exons. Lineage: Eukaryota; Metazoa; Chordata; Actinopteri; Holocentriformes; Holocentridae. Gene Ontology annotation, biological process: mitochondrial respiratory chain complex assembly; protein insertion into mitochondrial outer membrane. Gene Ontology annotation, cellular component: outer membrane. The coding region runs from base 142 to 1554 and encodes 470 amino acids. The record is from RefSeq and is a predicted model, not a curated record.
CAGUCGUCACCAACUGUCAUGGCGUCUCCCUUGAAGGGGGAUUGGUCCCGGAGAAGCUAGCCGCUGCCAUUUAUCCCUUUUCUUCGUUGUGCACAGCGACUAAACGCCGAGAAAGGAGUGUUUUAAGACGGAGAGGUUACCAUGGGGUCUGUCCACGCCAAGAGUCUGGAUCCCCUCCCGAUGCACGGCCGUGACCUCGGCGUCAACCCGGACGACGUGAUCGAGGCUCCGGAGCCCGAGCAUGAGGCCAAGCAGGAGAUCCUCGAAAACAAAGAUGUGGUGGUGCAGCACGUCAACAUCCAGGGUCUGGGACGAACCAAAGAGGAUCUGCUCGGAUACGAGAUCUCGGAGGUCUUCCUCGCCAAAAACCUCAUUGACGUCAUGAAGAAAGCUCACCUGGCCAGACAGAAGCUGCUGCGCCUGGGAAUCUUCAAAGACGUGGAGGUGCUCAUCGACACGUCCGAAGGUGCAGACGCCUUACCCAACGGUUUGGACGUCACUUUCGAGGUGACGGAGGUGAAGAGGCUGACGGGAAGUUACAACACCAUGGUUGGCAACAAUGAAGGGAGCAUGGUGCUCGGUCUGAAGCUGCCCAACAUGUUUGGCCGUGCUGAGAAACUCACCUUCCAGUUCUCGUACGGGACCAAGGAGACCUCCUACGGCCUGUCCUUCUUCAAGCCCCAGCCCGGACACUUUGAGCGCAACCUCACCCUCAACAUGUACAAAGUGACCGGGCAGUUCCCCUGGAGCUCCCUGAAAGAGACCGACAGAGGGAUGUCAGCAGAGCUAAAUUUUCCCCUCGGCAUCACCAACCACACACUGAAGUGGGAGGGCGUGUGGAGGGAGCUCGGCUGCCUGGCGCGCAGUGCCUCCUUCGCAGUGCGAGAAGAGAGCGGACACUCGCUGAAAUCUGCCCUCUCGCACACCGUGUCAGUCGAUUCGAGGAAUUCUGCCAUCUUCCCCAGCAGAGGUGCCUUACUGAGGGUCAACCAGGAGCUGGCUGGCUACACGGGAGGAGAUGCCAGCUUCCUGAAAGAGGAUUUUGAGCUGCAGAUGAACAGGCGGCUCUUCUGGGACUCCGUGUUGUCUGCAUCUCUGUGGGGUGGGAUGCUGUAUCCCCUCGGAGGACAGCCGUCCUGCAUCGCUGACAGAUUCUACCUUGGCGGUCCCACCAGUGUGCGAGGAUUUGGGAUGUACAGCAUCGGGCCACAGAGUGAAGGAGACUAUCUUGGCGGCGAGGCGUACUGGGCAGGCGGUCUUCACCUCUACACCCCGCUGCCCUUCCGACCAGGCAAGGGCGGCUUCGGAGACCUUUUCCGAACACACUUCUUCCUCAACGCUGGAAACCUCUGCAAUCUCAACUACGGUGACGGACCGCGUGCACAUCUCCAGAAGCUCGCAGAGUGCAUUCGCUGGUCGUACGGAGCCGGCAUCGUGCUGCGGCUCGGCAACAUCGCCAGACUGGAGCUCAACUACUGUGUUCCCAUGGGAGUUCAGAGCGGAGACAGAAUAUGUGACGGCGUGCAGUUUGGAGCUGGGAUUCGCUUCCUGUGACCUCAUCACUCCGCUGCCGUCGGCGCUGCGGCAGAGGCCGUGAAGUGAAAAGGGAGAGAGAAGGAGAGAGUUUUUGUCAUUUUGUCACCUGUAACCUGUUGUAGAGUGUAACACUAGGCAUGGGUCCCACCAGAAUGCUUUGUCCCGGGGAAACGUGACCGUCCCCCUCCCCCCUCCUUUGAUAUGUACCAGUGAUUUCACCCACUUUGUACCUAAGGGCAACACAAUGUAAUUAUUUUUUUUUCUGGGAGUAUGAAAAGAGAUUCGGGCAUAAUCCGCAGCUGCCUUUCGAGACUGGAAGUUUUGUUUGAGGGUUAAACCUGCACCACGCACUCUCCUGACCCGACCUGACCUGUUUCCUGUUCAGCUGCACUGUGUAAAGCGAGCGAGUGCAAUCGCAAGGGAGGAGCGAACCGUGAGAAACCAGCACUUUUUAAACCGAUGUAACUGAAAACGGGAGGGAAUGCUCUCUGUGUGCGACGGGAAUCGACCCUCAUGCCAAAGCGGUUCGUUCGGACGUGUGAUGUGAUGUGAUGUGACGUGAGGAGCGGAGGAUUGAUGUUAUGUCGCCUGCUGACCCGGCAGCAGAGGUGGAAACCACUGAGCAAGACCCACCACCAGUGCUCUUACUGUUCGUCCUCUUUUUGACGUUGUUAAGAUAUUCUGUUGUGCACAUAAAUAAAUCACAGCUGGUCCCCUGUU